AUGACAACACCCUCUCGGUCCUGGAAUGGCUGCGUGCGCUGCAAGAAGCGACGGCAAAAGUGCGGGGAGCAGAAACCGCGGUGCGCUCGGUGUGAAAAGGAUCAAGCAGAUUGUUCUUACCAGAGGACAUUGAGAUUCGGAGGACGCCCCUUUACCCAGUCCCGAUUUGGAACCUGUCUCUCAAAGACGGCCGGAGGAGCGCGAAAGGCUGUAGAGAAUCCACCAUCCAAAGAAACUCUCAGGGUUACAGAGACAGAAUCAACCACGACCGAAUCAGCGAAUGAUGACGAGACUGCUCUGGCUUUAAUUCCAGUCAGUAACCAGGUGGCAGAUCGGGUUUUUGACCACGUCGACCCGUUGUCAUUCAUUCCCCGAGACAACCGUGCUCUGCUGCAGUACUUCACUUGCAAUGCCUCCAUGGCUCUGGCCACGCACACUGUAGUCCAUCAAGAGGUCUGUGAAUUGAUAUUACCAAUGGCUCUUGGAAAUUCCGCCCUCCUUCAUGCCACCCUAGCGUUGGCCGCUAUUCAUCGGAAUUCAUUGACCUCUAUCCCACAAGAUGAGAUGGAUGAAGGUGCUCAAAAACUUGUCAACCACCUGACGACCAAGAGCAUUCGCUAUUUGCGUCAGGAGCUCCAGAACCCAAGAUCGAGCCCGCUGAGCGCUAAAGUCGCCACAACUCGAACACUUUUCCUCUGCGAAGCCAUUUCUGGAUCUCCAUCUCUUCGGGCCUGGCGAGCUCAUUUUCUGGGAGCACGAGCUUUGCUGUCCUCUCAUGAGAUAUCCUCUGACAAAGCCCAAGGGAUUGAACAGGAUUCAUCACUUCCGUUCUUGCAGCGGUGGUAUAAUAUCACUGAAGCUCUUGUUGCGAUCACAGCUGAGGGGUUGUCAGCAGGCCAGAUUGCUUGUGGUGGUCCACGAUCUCUCAUUGGUGAAGCCGAGGAGGCAAGUGUCUCUAUUGACAUGUACACCGGCUGUGCGGAAGAUAUUUCUCAGGUGUUCCGCGAGAUCGGAGCGGUGGCUUGGGAGAGACGGCGUGCAGUCGAUGAUACUGGCCAACACCCAAGGCUCUCGGAACAGGAUUUCCUACGUGAAGCCGAUCUCUUGGAGAGGUCAGUCCGAAGGAUGAUCGAGCGCGACAAGACCCGGACCAAGGUAUUCAACAUUCCGGGCGCUCGUGAUCUAUCUGUAGAGGAGUCCCGGGAAUUCUUGCUUUGUAACGAAGCUUACCAGCACACUGCGCUCAUUCACAUCCAUCGACGGAUUCGCCGGCUUCCUCCCAGUGCUAUGGCCGUACAAAUAUCCGUCCGCAGGAUCAUCGAAUGUGUCGAGAGUAUUAGACCGGCUGCAACCUUGUCACCCCUAACCCUACUGACUACACCUCUGUUCACCGCGGGUUGCGAAUCUACAGGUGCUGAACGUGGCAAGAUUGCGCAGUUGUUGACUAAUAUGUUCGCUCUUCUGCGCCUACCGAACAUGAAGCGUGCGCUGCAGGUACUCGAAGCCUUUUGGAGUGCAUCGGAAGCUUCCGGGGUUGAUUGGGAGGACUUCUCGCGUCAACGGAACUGGGAUUUCUUGCCAUAUUGA
Messenger RNA from Fonsecaea pedrosoi CBS 271.37, 1587 nucleotides. RefSeq lists its product as uncharacterized. Bases 1 to 1587 code for a protein of 528 amino acids. The transcript has 3 exons. Lineage: Eukaryota; Fungi; Ascomycota; Eurotiomycetes; Chaetothyriales; Herpotrichiellaceae. Gene Ontology annotation, biological process: positive regulation of transcription by RNA polymerase II. Gene Ontology annotation, molecular function: DNA-binding transcription factor activity, RNA polymerase II-specific; zinc ion binding; transcription cis-regulatory region binding. The record is from RefSeq and is a predicted model, not a curated record. Gene Ontology annotation, cellular component: nucleus.